Messenger RNA from Colletotrichum higginsianum IMI 349063, 1344 nucleotides. RefSeq names its product ThiF family protein. The coding region runs from base 1 to 1344 and encodes 447 amino acids. The transcript has 5 exons. Gene Ontology annotation, cellular component: cytoplasm; nucleus. Gene Ontology annotation, molecular function: NEDD8 activating enzyme activity. The record is from RefSeq and is a predicted model, not a curated record. Gene Ontology annotation, biological process: protein neddylation. NCBI's taxonomy places the organism in Eukaryota, Fungi, Ascomycota, Sordariomycetes, Glomerellales, Glomerellaceae.
AUGGCUACCGAAUCUCCAGUUCCGAUAGCCACUGGCUCAUUUUCUACCACAAUUGUUGACGAAGCGAAGCGAUGGUGGGGGACCUACCUCGACAACAUCCGCAAAAACCCCGGCCCUUUUAGUGACCCCGAUGUUGCUGGAACAGAAGAAGCCUUCGAGCAGUUUGAUAAAAUCAAGGUCUUGGUCAUGUUCGUGAUUGACUCCCCGAGAUGCGAGAUCUUGAAGAACUUGGCCAUGUCCAAGUUUAAAGACAUACAUGUCAUCGAUAUGGACACCAUCGAUAUUUCGAACCUCAAUCGACAAUUCCUCUUCAGGAAGUCCGACGUGGGCAAGUUCAAGGCCGAGGUUGCGGCUCAGUUCGUCAUGCGACGCGUUAAGGGCGUUAAUAUCACGGCCCAUAAUUGCGCCAUUCAAGACUUCGACCACGACUUCUACAAGCAGUUCCAGUUCGUGAUUUGCGGCCUGGACAGCAUUGAAGCCCGCAGAUGGAUCAACGCGACGCUCGUUCAGAUCGCCGAGGAGGGCGAAGACCCUGACUCCUUGAUCCCCAUGAUCGACGGAGGCACAGAGGGAUUCAAGGGACAGGCUCGAGUCAUUGUACCCUCGAUUACCUCGUGUAUCGAGUGCCAACUGGACAUGCAUGCGCCAAGAGCUGCAGUUCCCCUCUGUACCAUCGCCUCUAUCCCCCGUCAACCCGAACAUUGUAUCGAGUGGGCUCAUGUGAUUGCCUGGGAAAAGGAGAAGCCAUUCCCCAAGUUGGACAAGGACGACUCUACCCAUGUGUCAUGGCUCUACCAGAAGGCCCUCGCCCGGGCCCAGGAGUUCAACAUCGCCGGCGUGACGUAUGCUCUUACGCAGGGGGUCAUCAAGAACAUCAUCCCCGCAAUCGCGUCUACGAACGCCAUCAUUGCAGCAGCAUGCUGCAACGAAGCAUUCAAGCUUGCCAGCUCGGCCGCGCCGACGCUUGGAAUGGAGGAGAACUACAUGAUGUACUCUGGUAACGACGGAAUUUACACGUACACCUUCAAGCAUGAGAAGAAGGACGACUGCCCUGUGUGUGGACAACAGUCGCGGCCCCUAGAGGUCGACCCCCAGAGCACGCUUCGGGAUCUCCUUGACUCAUUUGCUGUCCGUCCCGAGGCUCAGCUCAAGAAGCCGUCGAUCAGAGCCGACAAUAAGACUCUGUACAUGCAGUCCCCGCUGAGCUUGGAGGAACAAACACGGCCCAAUCUUGAGAAGACUAUACUGGAGCUCGAGUUAGAAGACGGGCAGAAUGUUCUGGUGACAGACCCUGCAUUCCCUCUCCUCCAGUUCAACUUCUACUUGCGGUUCAAGACCACAUAA